UUCCCCCUCUUCUCUCUUUCUCUUUCCUCGAUCUCUCGUUCUUUCUCUCUCUCUUCUCUCUCCUCUCUCCUCUCUCCUCAACUAGAUCUCCCUCUUUCCUCCCUCCACCGUGCCGCCGUCCAUUCCACCUCGUCAGCGCACUCUCCUCUCAGCUCUCUGUCUUUCUAUCCAUCCCACCUCACAUUCACUCUCCUCUCAGCUCUCUUUUUCUCUCUUUCAUUUACCCUCACACUAACCAUCGCGGCGGCGAUGGUGACGGGUUUAUUUCUUCAUCGGCGCCGAAUCUUUGCAGUGGUGGUGGAUCUCUUCACGAAGGUAUGUGCUCUUCGAUUUGAAAUCUAGGGUUUCUGAUUUUAUAUACUUUUGUUUUGUGAUUAAUGAUGAACAAUUGAAAUUUUGAUUGAAUUUAAUGGUGAGAUGAUAGGGCGUCUGAUUUUUAUUUAUUAUUUUGUGAUUAUGGUGACGGGGGUCGAUGCUUGGAUUUCUCCUCUUCUUCGCUGCGUUUCGUCGCCUCAUCGUCAGUCGUCUCCAAAUCCCCUCUUUCUCGUGAUGAACAGGAGCCCAGAUCUACCCCUUGUUUGAUUUGAAGAGGCUAUCUAAGACGAUGUGGGGACAGUUCACAUUCAGCGCCCUCACAAAGGUCCUUUUUAUGUUUCUCCGAAAACUAUUGACCAGCUAGUUGCAAAUCUUGGAAAGUGGGCUAGGUGGUACAAAUUUGCUUCCCUGGGAUUCACUGCCUUUGGUGUCUAUUUGAUCUUAAUAGUUGAUUUGUGAAUGGAUAGUUAUAGUAUUAUAGAUGUUGAGACAGUUGAAUGGUUGACACAUACUCCAUAUUAAUAACAAUUGUUAUAUUUCCUUCGUCCCCCAAGUCAUCAUGGAACCAUUCAAUGAAUUGCUUGGUUGUAACUUUCCAAAAUCCUUGUUGUAUAUUUGGCCUAUAAAUAGCCUGUUAUUGUUCUUGUUUUAACAUCAAAACUUGUCUAAAACAAAUUAAUCACAAUAAACAAUUCACUUAUUUUUUCCAAUCUUUGAUUAAUACGUUUGUGUAUUUUCUUAAUUAAGUAAUUACGUCAAAUGGAGAUGAAUAAUCAUACGGCUAAUUUGUUCAUGGUCGUUGCUUUGUUGAGCAUUACUACUCAUCUUUAUGUUGCCAAUGCAGCUGAUCCUUCUAUGCUUCAGGAUUUCUGUGUGGGUACGAACGACCCUAAUGCCUCAGUCUUUGUAAAUGGAAAGUUUUGCAAGAAUCCAAAAGAUGUGGAAAUAGAUGAUUUCAUACACAAAGGGUUUCACAUUCGAGGAGACACGAACAACGCUCUAGGAGCAGAAGCCACACUAGUAGACGUAACUCGAUUCCCAGCACUUAACACACUAGGCGUAGCCCUAGCUCGCGUAGACUUUGCACCCUUUGGCCUAAACACCCCUCAUUUGCACCCUCGUGGCUCUGAGAUCUUCGCGGUGCUAGAGAGAACUCUAUACGCCGGUGUUGUCACAACCAAUUACACACUCUAUGACACGGUGUUGAGAAAGGGCGACAUGAUUGUUUUCCCUCAAGGUCUAAUUCACUUUCAACUAAAUCUUGGUAGAACAAAAGCUUUUGCCGUUGCCUCUUUUGGAAGCCAAAACCCUGGCCGAGUUAACAUUGCUGAUGGUGUGUUUGGAACAAGGCCGCGUAUUUUGGGUGAUGUUCUUACCAAGGGUUUUCAAGUGGAUGAGACCGUGAUUGAACGACUUCGAGCUUAGUUUAUGAGUAAGAACUUAUCAACCAGCACCGGAAGAUCUAUUCUUAAGCUUUUGGCUCAAGAUUAUUUGGCUGAGGAUUCUUCGUACUAAUUAAUUUAUUAAAAUUUAAUUAAUUUCGUACGUAAUAUAAUCAAGAUUUAUGGUAGCUGGCUCUAAAUCACAAAUAAUCUUCUUAUCAAGAUAUAUGAUUUUACUUGGUUUCAAAAAAAAAAAAAAAAAAAAAAAAAAGAUAUGAUUUUACUUCGCAUAAUUUGUGUGGUUUGGAUUAAUCUAGGGUUGUAUGUACUGUAUUCCUUUAUGCUUGGCUUUCUGUAGUUCAAAUAAAUUAAAGGAAUAAUUUAGCAUCA
This is a messenger RNA of Chenopodium quinoa (quinoa), 2087 nucleotides long. Its product is annotated as putative germin-like protein 2-1. The transcript has 4 exons. Gene Ontology annotation, molecular function: manganese ion binding. Gene Ontology annotation, cellular component: cell wall. The record is from RefSeq and is a predicted model, not a curated record. The coding region runs from base 1075 to 1740 and encodes 221 amino acids. Lineage: Eukaryota; Viridiplantae; Streptophyta; Magnoliopsida; Caryophyllales; Amaranthaceae.